This is a messenger RNA of Eleginops maclovinus (Patagonian blennie), 2749 nucleotides long. It is a transcript of the gene caprin1b, whose product is annotated as cell cycle associated protein 1b. Gene Ontology annotation, cellular component: cytoplasm. Bases 184 to 2292 code for a protein of 702 amino acids. The record is from RefSeq and is a predicted model, not a curated record. The transcript is spliced from 18 exons. NCBI's taxonomy places the organism in Eukaryota, Metazoa, Chordata, Actinopteri, Perciformes, Eleginopidae. Gene Ontology annotation, molecular function: RNA binding.
CGGAGCUUCGCCUUUAUAAAGAGUUUCUCGGUCUUUAGCACCGUCUCAGUUGUCGGUGAGGCCGGCGGGGCGGAUCCCACACUAGAGUCAAAGAGAAAAUAAAGCAACACAACAACAAUAAUAACAACUUGGCCGUUUCCUACAUUUCACUAGCAAGCUCCCCUGUGGAUAAAUACCUUAAAGAUGCCCUCAGCGAUGAAUGCAAACAGGACAGUGCAGUCUGCCAGCCCAGAUGUGGGAUCCGCUCCAGGGUCAAUGGGUAAUUUUGCUGGACAGCCUGAAGUCAUGAAGCAAGUGCUGUGCGUACUCGACAAGAAGGUCCGCAACAUGGAGAAGAAAAAGAGUAAACUGGAUGACUAUCAAGUUAGGAAGGACAAAGGGGAAAGUCUCAAUCAGGACCAGCUGGAGGCCCUCUCCAAGUUCCAGGAAAUAAUGCAUAACUUAGAAUUCGGCCGAGAGUUGCAGAAGACGUUCAUGUCCCUGGGACAAGAUAUCCAGAAGGCAGUAAAGAAGACUGCAAGGCGAGAACAGCUGCAGCGGGAGGAGGCUGAGCAGAAGCGACUGAAGACGAUUCUGGAGCUGCAGUUCCUCCUGGACCGACUGGGAGAGGACGCUGUGCGGCAGGACCUGAAGCAGGGAGUCAGUGACUCACCGCUGCUGACGGGUGCAGACCUCUCAGCUUUUGAUGAGUUCUAUAAACUGGUUGGGCCAAACCGUGACCAAAGCAUCAGGUUGGUUGACCAGUAUGAAGAAGCAUCAGUGCACCUCUGGGAUCUGCUGGAAGGGAAAGACAAGGCUGUGGUUGGAACAACAUACAAGGCUUUGAGAGAGAUUUUGGACCAGGUUCUGCUCAGUGGGUACUUUGACCAGGUUCCAUCUCACCAAAACGGUAUGUGUGAGGAGGAGGAGGAGGAGGAGGAAGAGGAGGAGGAAGAAGAGGCAGUCUCAGCAGCAGCAGCAGCAGCUUCAGUGGUGGCAGCAGCAGCCGUAGCUGAGUCGUCAGAAGCAGAAGAGCAGACUGCUGAUCCAGAAACUGAAAUCAUUGAGGAGUUCACAGAGCCCAUUGCUGUGGAGAUGACAGAGUUUAUAAACAGACAGUUCAUUCCAGAUGGCACAUACAGCGGCAGUGAGAAGGAGCAGGGGGACGAGUGGACCACGGAAACAGAGGCAGUCGGGGCACUGCAGCAGCAGCAGCAGCAGCAGCAGCAGCCUAUGCAGCCUGCCGUUUCACCUGUUGCUAUGGAGACCCACCCCUUGAAUUUAGCUUCUCCUGUGCCGCCCACGGACCCUUUGGUCAGGAAGCAGGUGGUGCAGGACUUAAUGGCACAGAUGCAGGGAACUUACAACUUCAUGCAGGACUCGAUGCUGGAGUUUGACGGACCGCCCAUUGACCCCGCCAUUGUCUCAGCACAGCCCAUGAAACCCGCUCAAAACAUGGACUUACCGCAGAUGGUGUGUCCUCCAGUUCACCCAGAGUCCCGGCUAUCGCAACCCAACUCUGUUCCUGUCCAGCCUGAGCCCACACAAGUUCCUAUCAUUUCCCCAACUCCGCCCCCCAUGUAUCAAAGUUCACACACGCCAGAUCCUCGACCCCCAACAGAAAACAUCGACCCCGUCCAGACCUCCAUGUCGUUGUCGUCAGAGCAGCCUCCGCCCUCCACAGCUCUCCAGCCUGCCUCUCAAACGCAAGUUUUCCAGCCUGUCUCCAAAGCUCCGCACAGUAGUGGCAUCAAUGUCAACGCAGCACCAUUCCAGUCGAUGCAGACAGUGUUCAACCUCAAUGCCCCAGUCCCGCCAGCUAAUGAGACAGAGGCUUUGAACCAGGCCAGCCAAUACCAGAACAGCUACAACCCAGCCUUCAGCAGCCCGCCGCAGCAUCCUGCGGAGCAGACAGAGAUGCAGUCCGAACAGCUGCAGUCUGUUGGUGCCUUCCAUUCCCAAGACCAGUCAGGAGGCCAUCCGCAGCCUCCGCAGCAGGGCCCAGGCUUCGUCAGGCAGGGCCAGUCCUUCUACAACAGCAGAGGCAUGUCCCGCGGUGGACCUCGCAAUGCCAGGGGGAUGAUCAAUGGCUACAGAGGCUCAUCGAAUGGGUUCAGAGGUGGCUAUGAUGGUUAUCGUCCUCCUUUCGCCAACACUCAAAACUCUGGUUAUGGACAGACUCAGUUCAACACACCUCGGGAUUACUCCAACGGGAAUUAUCAGAGGGAUGGUUACCAACCGAACUACAAGCGCGGAGCGGGUCAGGGACCCAGAGGAGUGUCGAGAGGCAGUACUCAGGCAAUUCGAUCCUGAAAAGGCCUUUCAUAAUGACUGUGACUGACUAACUUGCACCACACUGAAAAUUCAAAUUCAAAAACGCAUUCGCCCCAGCUCACUCAUGUUCUCUCUUUUUUUGUUCUUUAUCAGUGGUAUUUUUCCUGUCUCUUAAAUCAAAGUAAACACUGCUUUGGUAUUUGGAAAUAUUAAAUCAUUUAAAGUCUGAAACACAAGCUGAGCUGUGAAUCUCAUCAUCGAUUUACUCAAGCCAUGUGUUACAAUAUUCCUGUAAACUUGAAAGAUUUCAUAAGUUAUUUUUUGUAUAAAAAAUGCACCUGCCACUGCUGGUCCAACCCUUGGGAGUUUGUUUCCCUUCUCGGUUCUUUUUUGUCAUUUUGGUUUCUAAAAAAACGUUUUUAUGUUCAAUGAGCUCCCGUUUCCUUGUUUGUAAAUUGAUGUUGCUUCAAGAGUUUCAAUAAAGUUGUGUUGCAUA